GAAUGCGCACUAUGUUUCUUGGAAAAUUAAUAAAUUGCAUGAACACUGCAAAUUCUGCUCACCGAUAUUUUUUAUGUAUGCUAGACAAUUCGAGGGACAUCAGAGGCUUGUAAGGUAAUAAUAUUGCUCGAUGAUCCAGCAAUUUGCAAUCGAGCAAAUACCUGGUCUGCGAGAUCUUUAAACAUGCAUAUACUCUGGAUGCGCGUAAGUAAUUCAAUGCUAUAUUCUCUCGAUCAAUAGUUAUAGGAUAAGAGAGAGCUAGGAUGGACGAAGAAAAGAUGUUAUAUGCCCGAGUGCCGUGGUGUUGUCAGCAUGGCAAAUCGAUAGUAGUAAAUGAAGAUAGUAUUAAUGCAUAAUUACCCUGCUUUGCGCUAUCAAAGAUGCACAUCUGCACGAUCAGUUUGACAUCGCUUCGAGAAUGGUGUACUGGGACAAAGAUGCUAUUUACGCAUUGUCGAGUUACAAAAUUUUAGCAUGGCCUAUAGGAGUGUGGCCAAUUGAAGAUGAUAUCAUUUGUUCGAAGAUACGUUACAUUUUUGCGAUUGUAAGCGAGAUUUUGCUGAUGACAACGUUGUUGAUGGAUGUAUACCUUGCCUGCGAAAACUCCUCCGCAGAUCCAAUUGAUACGUACGUGGUGACCUCAAGCGCAAUGCUGGUAAUUGUCAAACUCACCCUGUUGCAGAUACAACGAUCCACGCUAUCGAACAGCUUACACUCCGCUAUUCAGGAUUGGUGUAACGUCAAGGAUACGAGAUCGCGCGAGAUCAUGAUCCAGUACGCACGCACGGCGAGAAUAAUUUCGUUGACCCUGUUUUACUGCGGAUUUAUCGCCCUUAUAUUUUACGUGUUGCGACUCUUACCCUUCAUAAACGCGACCACCAAUGGAAGGACGUUUGUCCUUCCAAUGUCCUGUCUCUUCGAGUCCGUCUCCAAUCUUCAGUAUGUCCUCAUUACAUUCUAUCAGGUGAUUCAGUUGCUCAUCACAUACGCUGGAAACUGUUGUACGGAGGGAAUGUUUGUCGGUGUCACAAUGCAUCUGUGCGGACAGCUCGAACUAUUGAUGAUCGAUUUUCAGCAGAUCGAUCGUCGCAAGCGUAAGCACAAAAGAGGCAGUAUCGUUGAAGAAUUCGUUAUUAGACAUCGAAAAUUAUUAAAGCUCACGGAAAACAUCGAAGAUUCCUACAGUAUAAUCAUUUUGACUCAGAUUUUUACCAGCGCCAUUUUGAUAUGCAUCACGGGCUUCGGACUUAUUGUAUCCUGGCACAUUCACGACAUAGUUAUGACGUUGAAGAGCAUUGUAAUAAUGAUCGUUAUGUUGCUGCAAUGCUUCCUGUAUUCGUACGCGGGCGAUAAUUUGAGGGAUCAAAGCGAAGCCUUGUCAUUCGCUCUUUAUGAUAGCAACUGGUGCGAUUUUCCGCCCAACGAUAUAAGAGACCUGGCAUUCAUUAUGAUAAAAACGAAUAUACCUAUUCGUCUGACCGCCGGAAAGUUUUUCUACGUCACACGUGCUACCUUCACGGAUAUUCUCAAGACUGCAGUAUCUUAUUUAUCUGCCUUACGUGUUAUGAUUGACAAACAAGAAACAAAUGGAAACGUUUUUCCUAAUACGGACGGCAUCAAGCAUAUCACAUUAUUGGUUAUUGGUAGUAGUUACAGUUAUUACCUUAAUCCGAUGGCAAGUGAACGAUGGAAAGACGAUGUCGCGUACGCGAUAACCCCUUUUAAAUUGGUAGGGUGGUCCCUUGGUGCCUGGCCACUUCAAGUUCACAACGUUUAUUCGUUAAUACGAUAUGUCUUGGGCUUCAGCUGCGCGAGCCUUAUGCUUGUCAUACCUUCUAUCGAGUUUUACUUGGGCUGCACUGACGCGGAGACAAACGUAGACUGCCUCAUGUUAGUCUGUUGCGGAAUACUUGGUAUGCUGAAGACAGUGUGGUUUCGCGUUUACGCGAGAAAUUUGGCUGACAAUUAUAGCUCCGCUAUAAAGGAUUAUCUGACGAUUGAGAAUACAAAGGAACGUGCCAUCAUGCGUAAACAUGCUUUUAUGGGAAGGACUCUUUGCUGUUUGAUUUUGGGCUUCUCUUGCUUCAGUUGCGUGAUGUACGGGCUAAUCGCUAUUAUGAGCGGAAACAAGCAUGUCAAUAUAACGAAUGGGAAUGUCAUGCUGGAGUAUCCAAUACCAUCAAAAUGCGUUAUGAAGCACUUAAAUGCUCCAGUCAGCAUGCAUAAAAUUUUCUGCCUCAUCGACACUGCUGCACUAAUACUAGCGAGUGUUGCUAAUCAUGGUAACGACGCCUUAUUUUUGAAUGUUACAUUGCACACUUGUGGCCAGGUGAAAAUAUUGAGAGCCAAUUUCCUUGAUUUUGAUGUCAAAAGUCCGCAUAUCUACGAUCGUUACAACGUAUUAGUUAAAAGACACAAGUACUUAAUAAAACUAGCCAGAGAACUUGCCGAAAUGAUUAGUUUCGUUCUGCUGAUAGAAUUAUUCAUUAUUAGUAUACUUUUGUGCAUAAUGGGAUUUCAACUUAUCCUGCAAUUAGGUAAAAAUAAUAUUGUUUUAAUUACGAAAAAUAUAAUGGUUCAAAGUACAUUUCUAAUACAAUUAACUUUAUACGGUACUAUUGGGAAUUAUUUAAAAUCCGAAAUGGAAGAUAUAGGACUUUCUGUUUAUCAAAGCACUUGGUACAAAUUUCCUGCAAAACUGACAAAACGUUUAAUCUUUAUCAUUAUGCGCUCAGAUUCUCCAGUCACCUUGCAAGCUGGAAAUUUUAUCGUGGUAAAUCUGGCAACUUAUCUGAGUAUUUUAAAAGCAUCUCUUUCGUAUCUGUCUGUACUACGUGUAAUGGUAAAAGUAUGAGAUAUAACAAAUAAAAUUCAAUAAACUGUAAAUAUAUAAUUUCA
Messenger RNA from Vollenhovia emeryi, 2898 nucleotides. RefSeq lists its product as uncharacterized. The record is from RefSeq and is a predicted model, not a curated record. Gene Ontology annotation, cellular component: plasma membrane. Lineage: Eukaryota; Metazoa; Arthropoda; Insecta; Hymenoptera; Formicidae. Gene Ontology annotation, biological process: detection of chemical stimulus involved in sensory perception of smell; sensory perception of smell. The transcript has 8 exons. Gene Ontology annotation, molecular function: odorant binding; olfactory receptor activity. The coding region runs from base 419 to 2854 and encodes 811 amino acids.